CCUGUCAAAAUUGUGUUGUCGUUGUCGUUAUCCGUACCUCCUAUUUAUUUCCAUUUUCCAAUAAUAUUCAGAGAAUUUCUUUAAACAAUGGUGGUUUACGGCGUUUAUAUCGUCAGUAAAUCUGGUGGCCUCAUAUUUAAUUACGACCACAACAUUCCUAAAGUAGAAACUGAAAAAACAUUUGGUUUUCCUCUAGAUAUUAAACUACAAUACGAAAACAAAAAAGUGGUCGUAGUUUUCGGGCAAAGAGAUGGCAUAAAUGUGGGCCAUGUUCUCAUAUCUGUAAAUGGAUCCCCAGUCACAGGACGCUCUUUAGAAGACGGAAGAGAUGUGUUUGACAUCAUUGAAGCAAAGGAGAACUACCCUCUAAGUCUCAAGUUUGGGCGCUCCCGAGCUACAACCAAUGAGAAGAUAGUGCUGGCCAGCAUGUUCUACCCGCUGUUUGCUCUGGCCAGCCAGCUGAGCCCGGUGCCCAAGUCGUCAGGCAUAGAGUCACUCACAGCUGACACCUUCAAGCUGUCCUGCUUCCAAACACUUACUGGUGUAAAAUUCAUAAUGCUAAGUGAUCCGAACAUGCAAGGUGCAGAAGUGGUUUUGAAGCGAAUAUAUGAACUAUACUCCGACUAUGCUCUGAAGAACCCAUUCUACUCCUUAGAAAUGCCAAUCAGAUGUGAACUGUUUGAUACAUCCCUGCAUACACUGUUGGAACUUGUAGAAAAGAGUGGCACAGCUAAUCUUUAGAAAUAGUUGUAAGUAAUUACUAAUUAGACUUAUUUAUGUUAUAUCCUGUAAAUGUUAUUUAAGACUAAGUUAUAUUUAAAUUUAUGAGAUUACUUAUAAGUAGCUAAAUACAUUUUUAUCAAACAUA
Plutella xylostella (diamondback moth) is the source of this 868-nucleotide messenger RNA. It is a transcript of the gene Trs23, whose product is annotated as trafficking protein particle complex subunit 4-like protein Trs23. Gene Ontology annotation, molecular function: protein binding. Gene Ontology annotation, cellular component: TRAPP complex. The record is from RefSeq and is a predicted model, not a curated record. Gene Ontology annotation, biological process: endoplasmic reticulum to Golgi vesicle-mediated transport. Lineage: Eukaryota; Metazoa; Arthropoda; Insecta; Lepidoptera; Plutellidae.